Molecule: messenger RNA, 946 nt
Organism: Manihot esculenta (cassava)
Lineage: Eukaryota; Viridiplantae; Streptophyta; Magnoliopsida; Malpighiales; Euphorbiaceae
Exons: 1
Coding region: 33-767 (244 amino acids)
Source: RefSeq, a predicted model, not a curated record
AAAAAAAGAAGAACGUAAAAGAAGAGAAACCCAUGAAGUAUAGUGAGAUAUCCCACUUCAGCCACCCUCUACACACCCUAAAAUUCGAGUACUCAGAGUUCCCAUUCAAGUGCGAUGGAUGCAAAGAAGUAGGAAUAGGGUCUCGCUACAAAUGUUCCAAGUGUGAUUUCGAUCUCCACGUGCACUGCGCAAUCCCUUCUGCUUCAAUUUUUCAUCCUUUCUACACCAAAUGCUCCUUCCAGUUCCUGUCUCGGCCCCCAGGCGACAAGCCUCGUUACUGCAACGCUUGUGAAAGGGACGUUAAUGGGUUCGUUUACCAUUGCAGAGACUGUGGAUUUGAUCUUCACCCGUGUUGUGCAAAGCUGCCAAUGGUGCUUGAUGAUGGAGAAGUGAAGCUGUAUUUGUAUAGAAAAGUGAGUGCAACUUGUCAUAAAUGUGGACGUAAAGGGCGGAGUUGGAGUUACAGAUCUUCAUGCAAGAAGUAUAAUCUUCAUGUGGCUUGUGUUAAGGACUUGUUGGUGGAGAAUUGGGCUGGUCUAUAUCUUGGAAGAUCGUCUGAUCAUUUUGAUGGAAAUGUUUAUGGUGGUAGGAAACUGGAGAAUAGAAUUCCCAGCUUGAAAAAUGCACUCCAUACUCAUCACCGUAAGAGCAAAGGUAAGGUGCAGAAAUGUUGUGAGAUGGCUGGUUUGGCUGUGCAAUUUGUGAUCUCCGCCGUGCUCGGUGAUCCCACCGCCAUUAUUGCUGGUGUUAUUGGGUCUUUGAUUUGAACAGGAUGAUAUGGGUGAUGGAUAUUAAAUCCAAAAGUUGAUUAAAAAUUAAUGGGAGAAUGGAAUAUUUGGUUAGAUUUUGUGAUGGUUUUAUUCUUAGUAUAAUUUUCUUUGCAGGGUAUGUUUGGGACUCUUUGGCAAUAUUGGAUAAAGGAACCAUGCAUGUCUUUUUCUCCAGA